Messenger RNA from Brassica rapa (field mustard), 1882 nucleotides. Its product is annotated as GDSL esterase/lipase At5g55050-like. Gene Ontology annotation, molecular function: lipase activity. NCBI's taxonomy places the organism in Eukaryota, Viridiplantae, Streptophyta, Magnoliopsida, Brassicales, Brassicaceae. Gene Ontology annotation, biological process: lipid metabolic process. The record is from RefSeq and is a predicted model, not a curated record.
AUUUUAUAAUUAAUCACCUAGAAUCUUUCUAACCAACCUAACUUGAUCGGGUUAGAGUAAAGUUUUUUUCUUUCAAAUCUCUUAAGUUUUACGUUUAUGUAAUUACGCGUAGAGUCCAUUGUCGAUCUGGUUGACUCUUUUUUUUUGGAGCAAUUGCUUGACUCUUUUUUUUGGAGCAAUUGCUUGACUUAUAUCUACAUCAUUCAAUCAAAAAACCAAUAAUAAUUUACAUAUAAAACAUUGACCAAAAAUGGUAUUUAUAGUUUAAAUAAUAUAAUGGAGAGGGGAUGAUGAUUUAUGAUUGUAUGGGCUAACAUAAAAUAUGGUGGAAGUUUUAGUGGUGAACAUCACAACUUCAGUGCAAGAAAGAACAUCCUUCAAGAUAUUGUUAUUAUAUAUCGCUUGGAAUGAUAGUUGAACAAAAAAAAUGGCUUGGAAUGAUAAAGAAAAUUUAGAGGUUUGACUAGUUAAGCAAAAGAAAAUAUAUGAAAUGAUCAUGUAUGUCACGAUGAUUACAAGUCGGAUCAAACCCAAUCUCUCUUCACAUGUCUCUCCUCUGUAUAUAUACUACACCAAGUUGUACAUCUCUUACAACUCGAUGAGAAAUAAAACCAAUUCAAAGAGUUCGCCGGGAAAAAUAAAAGAACAUGACGACGAACAUAACAACUUCCAUAACCAUCUUUCUAAUCUUCCUCGGUUUACUUCGGGUCGAUUCAUUUCCCGGUUUAGAAACAGCGACCGGAACUCUAGCUUCGAUUCCAGCAGUAUACGUGUUAGGAGAUUCGUUGGUUGAUGCCGGAAACAAUAAUUACUUAGCAAUCUCUAUAUCCAAAGCUAAUUAUCCGCAUAACGGCGUCGAUUUUCCUGGCAGUAUAGCCACAGGAAGGUUCUGUACUGGCAAAAACGCCGCUGAUACCAUCGCUGAGAAAUUUGGUCUACCGUUACCCCCUCCGUAUCUCUCACUGAAAGGCAUAUUUAAAGAGGAAGAAAGAAAAGCCGCCGCCUUGAGCGGUGUGAAUUUUGCAUCCGGCGGAGCUGGCAUCUUCAACAGUUCCGAUCAGCAACUUAGACAAUCUAUUCCUUUAUCAUACCAAGUGAACAAUUGGCUUUCCAUUCAUAAAGAACUCAUGAGUCAGCUUGAUCCAUCGGAAGCACAAAUCCACCUAUCCAAAUCUCUAUUCUUCGUGGUUAUAGGCAGCAACGACAUUUUUGACUAUUUUGGAUCGUUUAAACUUCGACAAAAGACCAAUCCUCAACAAUAUACACAAUCAAUGGCUGAUAAACUCAAAGAGCAAUUGAAGAGACUUCACGAUACUGGAGCACGUAGAUUACUAAUUGUAGGUGUAGCACAGAUUGGUUGCACACCUGGACAGCGUGCGAAGAACUCAAUGCAUGAAUGCGACGAAGAGGCAAAUACGUGGGGUUCUUUAUACAACAAAGCUCUAGUAAAGAUGCUACAACAACUCAAAGAAGAGUUGGGAAGCUCAAUGACUUAUUCUUACUUUGAUAAAUUCAAUUCUCUCCAUGACAUUGUCACCAACCCUGCCCGUUACGGUUUUGCUGACGUGAAAUCAGCGUGUUGUGGAAGAGGGGAAUUAAACGCGCAGUUACCUUGUUCGCUUGUGUCAAACUUAUGUUCAGACAGAACCAAAUAUCUCUUCUGGGAUCUCUACGGGCAUCCCACUGAAGCUGCUGCUCGUACCAUUGUCGAUCUUAUGUUAUCUGAUGAUUCACAAUACUCAUCUCCUUUAACUCUCACUCAACUGGUCUCUUCAUGAUCACUACGGCUUCGCUUUCGAAAUAUAAAAUCACCAGACCUGAUUUGUAAUCAAGUAUACGGAAUAAAUCUGUCAGCAAUGAAAUACACUUUAUUAUUUACUAA